Messenger RNA from Lachancea thermotolerans CBS 6340, 729 nucleotides. It is a transcript of the gene PRE7, whose product is annotated as proteasome core particle subunit beta 6. Gene Ontology annotation, cellular component: proteasome core complex. Bases 1 to 729 code for a protein of 242 amino acids. Lineage: Eukaryota; Fungi; Ascomycota; Saccharomycetes; Saccharomycetales; Saccharomycetaceae. The transcript has a single exon. The record is from RefSeq and is a predicted model, not a curated record.
AUGGCGACUACCGUAGCAUCCGAGUACUCAAAUGAAGUGAAAAAUACACCCAUUGAACACCAAUUCAACCCUUACUCUGACAAUGGUGGCACUAUUUUAGGGAUUGCCGGUGAAGACUUUGCAGUACUAGCAGGCGAUACCAGGCACACAACAGAUUACUCGAUUAACUCGAGAUACGAACCCAAGGUUUUUGACUGUGGUGAUAACAUUCUGAUCUCUGCGAACGGGUUCGCAGCCGACGGCAAUGCCUUGGUGAAGAGGUUCCAGAAUAGCUUGAAAUGGUACCAUUUCGACCACAACGACAAAAAGCUUUCCAUGAGAUCGGCUGCUAGAAACAUACAGCAUUUACUGUACGGAAAGCGCUUCUUUCCUUACUACGUUCACACCAUUAUCGCGGGGCUCGAUGAAGAAGGAAAGGGCGCGGUGUAUUCAUUCGAUCCUGUGGGGUCUUACGAGCGUGAGCAAUGCCGCGCAGGUGGUGCUGCUGCAUCGCUGAUUAUGCCAUUCUUGGACAACCAAGUGAACUUCAAGAAUCAGUAUGAACCAGACAGUCAUGGUACUAAGCGCAAGCAUGUCAAGUUCCUAACUGUCGAAGAGGUCGUGCAGCUGGUAAGGGACGCAUUCUCUUCCGCCACAGAGAGACACAUCCAUGUGGGUGACGGUGUUGAGAUUCUGAUAGUCACCAAAGAAGGAGUGCGGAAGGAAUUUUUCGAACUGAAGAGGGACUGA